Messenger RNA from Rhizophagus irregularis DAOM 181602=DAOM 197198, 941 nucleotides. RefSeq lists its product as uncharacterized. NCBI's taxonomy places the organism in Eukaryota, Fungi, Glomeromycota, Glomeromycetes, Glomerales, Glomeraceae. The record is from RefSeq and is a predicted model, not a curated record. Gene Ontology annotation, molecular function: electron transfer activity.
UAAAUGAAUAAAACACUUUCUAUAUAUUUAUUCCUUUUAGGAAUUAUAAUAUACGCCUAUGCAGCUGAUAUAAUGGUUGAGGUUGGUGGUCCAAAAGGAAAAAAUGCUUUCAUCCCAAACGUCGUAUUGGCCACCGUUGGUGAUAACAUUGUCUUUACUUGGAAAACCGGUAAACAUAGUAUUAUAGAAUCCGAUGCAGCAAAAAUAUGCUCAAUGUCAUCAAGGUCUGACGCUUUCACUUCUGGUGGUGCAUUCAUGGCACCUAAACAAUGGACUUUACCAGUUGACGUUGCUGGAAAAAGACGGUUUUACUGUGGUGUUCCUGGUCAUUGUACACCUGGUUUUGGUGGUAUGGAAGGUACCCUUAUAAUUAGGAAUCCUAAUGCUCCUGGCAAAACUGGUCCUGGUAAAGCUGGUAAAGUUUCUUCAGACGGAAUUAAUGGCCCUGAUAAUAAGAAUACCGAUAAUAAGGCAUCAACGAUUGGCGCGAUAAUAGGUGGACUGUUUGGUGGUAUCUUAUUAACAAUAGGAAGUGUCUUUUUAUAUAAAAGAAAUAAAACCAAUAAAGAUAAAAUGUUAGUACCAGAAGACAAUAGGAAUAAUCAAGAUGUAAUAUUAAUACCAGGAAACUAUGUGAUGUCCGAAAAUAAUAAUGAGUAUCAUGGCGAUAGUAAUAUAGAAGUUUAUAAUGAACAGGAAGCUAAUCAGUCUAAUAACGGACGAGAAGAAUCAAUUUCAAUUUCUAAAAAUAAUGAUACUAGUGGCUUAAAAAAAUUAUAUUACCUAGUAAGUCGUAAAAAUCAAAAUAAAUAAUAUGGAGUUAAUUUUAAUGGAGAAUAUUUAUUUAUAUAUAGAAAAGGAUUUAGAUUUUAGACAUGGUUAUAUUUAAAAUUUACCACUUAUUUUCAUAGUAUCAUAUCAUAGUUAUAUUUAAAUUUUAC